CUUUGGUGCGUGCGUGAGUGCCAGUAAAAGCGGGAAUGUCGCAGCAGCUGGAGGAUCAAACAUUCCACAAUUGUGUCUCCAAAGUGGUUUUCAUAUCGCAAUUUUUCGGUUUGUUGCCCGUCUCCAACAUAUUGGCCAAUGAUGUGCAUCGAGUCUAUUACACUUGGUUUAGUCUACAUACCCUUUAUUCGGGGAUUAUAUUGCUUUUGAAUACACUGGAAUUUGUUACUGUGGGAUAUUUGGUGUUCAAAUUUGGUUUAAAUUUUCACAAUUCAGGUACAAUAUCUUUGUUUGUGGUGUGCAUGCUGGAGCAUGUGUACUUUUGGCGUUUGGCCAUAAAGUGGCCAUUUAUCAUGCGAGCCUGGCGCCGCACAGAAGAGAUAUUCCUGCGACCGCCCUAUCGUAUAUAUGCGACAUAUAAUAUGAAGGCACGCAUUUACGCAUUAACCUGUCUGGUUAUGUUCAGUGCCAUGGUGGAGCACAGUUUUCUUGUGUUUAAUUCAUUUCAUAAAAGCAAUUUAGAACGCACGCAAUGCAAAUACAAUAUCACUUUCUGGGAAAGUCUCUACAGACGGGAAAGGCCACACUUAAGCAAAGUUGUACCUUUUAACUUUUGGUAUUUGCCUGUGGUGGAGUGGAUUAAUUUAACCUUGGCUUACCCCAGGUCAUUUACUGAUGCCUUCAUCAUUUGUGUAAGUGUGGGGUUGGCAUCACGUUUUCAUCAACUUUAUCUACGGAUCGAAUCUGUGCAUAACAAGGCCUUACCAAUGCUUUUCUGGACCGAAGUACGUGGACAUUUCCUUGAGUUGAUACAUCUUAUGCGUUUACUUAACGACAAAAUAGCGCCGCUGAUACUAUUAGCAUGCAGUAAUAAUAUGUACUUUAUCUGCUUUCAGCUGUUCAAUAGUUUCCAAAAUAUCGGCGUUGACCUGAUUGCUGUAACCGCUUUCUGGUAUUCCUUGUUUUUCGCCAUCUUUCGCACCAUUCUUACACUUUUCAUGGCCUCCUCUGUUAAUGACUACAGCAAGCGGAUAUUGUGUACGCUGCGCAGCGUACCAAGCACGUCGUGGUGUGUGGAGGCCCAACGGUUCAGCGAGCAGUUGGCUUUCGACUUAACAGCUUGGUCAGGCUGCGGUUUCUUCUUCAUUACGCGACAACUAAUUUUGGCGAUGGCCGGUACAAUCUUUACCUAUGAGGUGAUGGUUACGGAUGUCAUCAACAAGGGCUCCAUUCAGCAAGUUACGAGCUAUUGCAGGCCGAUUGAGUACGAAGCUGAAAAUGAGUGAACUUAAAUGAACUGCGUAUUGAUUAGAUAUAACGAGAGCAUAUGUAAAAAAUAAUGCGAGAAAUAAAGUGAAACAAAUAAA
Bactrocera tryoni is the source of this 1367-nucleotide messenger RNA. Its product is annotated as gustatory receptor for sugar taste 64b-like. Gene Ontology annotation, molecular function: sweet taste receptor activity. Gene Ontology annotation, biological process: sensory perception of sweet taste; detection of chemical stimulus involved in sensory perception of taste. Bases 36 to 1286 code for a protein of 416 amino acids. The transcript is spliced from 9 exons. The record is from RefSeq and is a predicted model, not a curated record. Gene Ontology annotation, cellular component: membrane. Lineage: Eukaryota; Metazoa; Arthropoda; Insecta; Diptera; Tephritidae.